This is a messenger RNA of Talaromyces proteolyticus, 1849 nucleotides long. RefSeq lists its product as uncharacterized. Gene Ontology annotation, molecular function: zinc ion binding; DNA-binding transcription factor activity, RNA polymerase II-specific. The coding region runs from base 84 to 1499 and encodes 471 amino acids. The record is from RefSeq and is a predicted model, not a curated record. The transcript has 5 exons. NCBI's taxonomy places the organism in Eukaryota, Fungi, Ascomycota, Eurotiomycetes, Eurotiales, Trichocomaceae. Gene Ontology annotation, biological process: regulation of DNA-templated transcription.
AUAAGACCGUCGUAGACAUCUCGAAUAUUAUCGUGAAGCAAUUUUUGAUUGUCUUGAAGAGCUGAGGUGGGGCUCGACAAGCAAUGAUUCAAGCUACACAAGCGUGUGAUGCAUGCAGGGACAGGAAGAAACGGUGCGAUAAGGUCCUCCCAGAGUGCUCUGAAUGUCGGAGACGCCAGGCACAAUGUCAGUAUAGUCAGAAAGCAGAAGAGCAUGGGAUGGUUGAGUCUCUAUGGCAGAAAUUAAAUUCCCUCGAGUGUUUGGUGAGAGAAUCUAAAGAUGUUAGCGAGCCACGACUGAUGUUGCCCUUUUCUCGACUUGGCCGUGAGAUUCAAUAUGAUAUCACGUACCCAGUCUCGAAGCGGUGGUAUUUCCCUAUGCUACUCCAUUUCCGGUUUCACUCUAUGGUUCCAAGUAUCAAAAAUAUAAGUCAAGAGAGUGCUGCAUACAAGUUGCGCACUGCAUGGGUAACAGGGUAUCUCCGUGAUCCAGCUAUGUUUCACGCUAUUCUGCAUGCAGCUUCUGCGAAUCUUGAUCUGAUUAACGGAGAGACCGAUAACCCGGUGACUUAUUUCCAUGGCAUGGAGGCAAUCCGCUUAACAAAAUCAGCUCUAUCAUGUCUAGAGUCGCAUGAUGACUUGCCACACACAGUUCUUGCGACAACCUGGGCAUUAGCGCAUGUUGCAAGACUUACCGGUAAAAUUUCCGAAGCACACGUUCACGAGGCUGGGCUUCGGCAAAUGGUACGCUCCAGGGACCACAGCACCGGGUUGGGGUUUGAUGGUGCGCUUUCAUUCUUGAUCAUGCUUAGCGAUAUCUGGAAUUCUAUCAUCAACGAGGAAGAUGCGAGCCUUGAAUUCAUCGAUGAGCACCAAAAUCCGUAUCUUGCCCAACCCAGAAGAACACUUCUAUCAACCGCCCUGGAACGUGCUCUAAAUGAGGAGCUAAUAUCAAAUGACGUUAUUUUCCUCCUACGUAUGGUCGAUCACUCGCAAGCCGCCCAAUGGGGGCCUUUUUAUGCCACCGGUACAUCCAUCUCGACGCCCUCGGGCCGAUACUCAACCAACCCAUCGCCUCAUGACGGUGAAUACCUCUAUAUGCUUCUGCAGGCCGAAAGACUUGCAUCGUAUCAAUGCCAGGACCAUAUAUCAGAAUGCUGUUGCCUAGCUGCCAUGAUCUACUGGAAGGCCUUGUUCACUAACGUUCCAUUUAAUUCGCCUGAUAAUGAUUCUGCCGCUGACCAACUUUUCAUCGCAUUUCGACAAACUGACUUGGAGAAAUGGAUGGAGAAGGCACCCGAAAUGCACAUUUGGGUCUCUUAUGUAGGUGCCUUAGCAUCAGCCAACAAAGUGCAGCGAGCGUCUUUCGUGGCUAUAUCAAAAACUUCAGUCGUGAUCCUUAGUCAAGACCGGAUUCUCCAUUUCCAAGAUGGCGUUUCGCAUCUUCUCUGCCUUUCAAGACACUUGAGACAACUGCAGUCUGUCGGCGGAUGGACAUAGGCGUGGAUGGGGAUCAUGAUCUCUAGAUUUACCGUUUUCCUGAUGCAGGCUUUUUCUAGUCUUGUAGAUGGAACUUUUCCAUCUCCCUCUUUUUUUCUCUUCCAACCGAUGUUAAGGUUUGGUUAUUAAUCAAGUCUUGCCCAGAUUGGGAGUUGUCCAAAUGUUACUGCAUCGGGGUGGAGUCCGACGCUAUCCCUUUAGCGCCUUGGUUAGGCCAUAUCAGGGCCAGGCUUCGUACUGCUUUUCUAGAUGAAUUUAAUUCGUUUAAAGUUCUCCUGAAGGAUGAUCAACUAUGACGCAACGCCAUCAAAGUACGUAAAUUGUCUGUAACAAUAAAAGCAAUCUUCAGG